AUGGCCUCACGGCCCGAUCUCAAGGUCGACGAUGAGGGCGGCUUCAUUCGGGCGUACCGGCAGAUACCCGCCAAAUUAGAUCCCGGAAACACCAUUCGAGUGCUCGAUCGAGGCGACUUCUACAGUGCACACGGAGAAGAUGCGGAUUUCAUCGCUCGCACUGUAUACAAGACGACCGCAGUCAUUCGAAAUCUGGGUCGCAGCGAUAAUGCCUUACCGAGUGUUACGAUGACCACAACGGUCUUCCGUAACUUACUGAGAGAGGCUCUAUUCCGACUAGGCAAGCGUAUAGAGAUAUGGCUGUCGCAAAAGGGAACAUGGAAGCUCGACCGUCAGGCAAGUCCAGGCAAUCUGCAGGGUGUGGAAGACGAGCUUGGUUCGGGCAUGGACAGCCAAGGCGAGAGCGCGCCCAUCAUCCUUGCGGUCAAAGUCAGCGCGAAGGCAUCAGAGUCUCGGGUCGUUGGUGUUUGCUUUGCAGAUGCCAGUGUUCGAGAGCUAGGCGUCAGUGAGUUCCUCGACAACGACCUGUACUCCAACUUCGAGAGCAUGCUCAUCCAGCUGGGCGUCAAGGAGUGCCUCAUUCAGACCGACAACUCGAAGAAGGACCCCGAGCUGACCAAAAUCCGUCAAAUUUGUGACAACUGUAACAUUGCUGUAUCAGAGCGUGCUGCAGCUGACUAUGGCACAAAGGACGUCGAGCAAGACCUGGCACGACUCCUCAAAGACAGCGCAGGAGGCCAACUUCCUCAGACCGACUUGAAACUCGCCAUGGGAAGUGCUGCAGCUUUAAUCAAGUAUAUCGGGGCUCUGAACGACCAGACGAACUUUGGUCAAUACCAACUGUAUCAACACGACCUGAGCCAAUACAUGAAACUUGACGCAGCAGCAUUACGAGCUCUCAACCUGAUGCCGGGACCCAGGGACGGGUCUAAGACAAUGAGCUUGUUCGGCUUGUUGAACCAAUGCAAGACGCCCAUUGGAGGCCGAUUAUUGGCUCAAUGGCUGAAGCAACCACUCAUGAGCUUGGCUGCAAUUGAGAAACGGCAGCAGCUGGUUGAAGCAUUCGUGACAGACACAGAACUACGGCAGUCCAUGCAAGAAGAGCACCUUCGGUCGAUACCAGACCUCAAUCGAAUGGCGAAGAAGUUUCAGCGCGGGAAGGCCAACCUCGAAGACGUUGUCCGCGCCUAUCAAGUUGUGAUCAGACUACCUGGAUUCAUCGAAGCAUUAGAGACAGUUGUUGAUGAGCAGUAUCAAGUGCCGCUCGAUGAAAUAUAUACGUCGAAGCUGAAGAACCUGUCCAACUCUCUAGGCAAGCUAGCCGAAAUGGUUGAAACGACUGUUGAUCUUGAUGCUCUUGAUCGACACGAGUUCAUCAUCAAGCCUGAAUUUGAUGAGCAGCUGAAGGUCAUUCGCAAGAAGUUGGAUCGGAUCGAUCGCGGGAUGAAAGAAGAGCAUCGACGAGCCGGAGAUGAUCUUGAUCAGGAGCUGGACAAAAAACUGUUUCUGGAGAAUCACAGAGUACAUGGCUACUGUUUUCGACUUACACGGACAGAGGCCAGUUGCAUUCGAAACAAGUCUGCGUACAAAGAGAUCUCAACUCAGAAGAAUGGCGUGUACUUCACCACUUCCACAUUAAUGGACCUCCGACGAGAGUACGAUCAGCAGGCAGCCAAUUAUACCCGCAAGCAAGGAUCUUUGGUUGCGGAAGUUGUUCAGGUAGCUGCGUCUUAUGUGCCCGUUCUGGAGCAGUUGGCGACCAUACUGGCCCAUCUCGAUGUGAUCGUCAGUCUUGCACACGUUUCGGUCCACGCACCAUCCGGCUACGUCAGACCGAAGAUGCAUGCUCGUGGGACGGGCGAUACAAUCCUCAAAGAGGCAAGACAUCCAUGUCUCGAAUGCCAGGACGAUAUCAACUUCAUCACAAACGAUGUGGAACUGAAGCGAGACAGCUCCCGAUUUCUGAUCAUCACUGGACCAACAUGGGCGGAAAGUCAACAAGCCGAGUUGACAAUCUUCGACUGCAUCCUCGCCCGCGUUGGUGCUUCAGACUCGCAACUGAAAGGUGUUUCAACAUUUAUGGCAGAAAUGCUUGAGACAGCCAAUAUCCUGAAAAGCGCUACGAAGGACUCACUGAUCAUCAUAGAUGAGUUAGGCAGAGGUACGAGCACUUACGAUGGCUUUGGGCUUGCUUGGGCGAUCAGUGAAGAAAUUGUGGCUCAAAUCGGCGCCUUCGGCUGCUUCGCCACUCAUUUCCACGAGCUGACCGCACUGGCUGAUAAAUUUCCCGAUGCUGUCCAAAAUUUGCACGUGGUGGCGUUCGUCGGCGACCAGGAAACCAACGGCGACACAGACAUGAGCUCAAACAAGAGACGCGAAGUGACGCUGCUGUACCGUGUUGAGCCAGGUAUUUCAGACCAGAGUUUCGGCAUUCAUGUUGCCGAGCUCGUCCGCUUUCCUGACAAGGUAGUGAAGAUGGCCCGGCGGAAAGCAGAAGAGUUGGAAGACUUCUCUCAUGUUGACAAGUCGAAGGACCAAAAAGAAGAAUUCUCCAAGGAAGAGGUCGAGGAGGGCAGUCGCCUGUUGAAGAUUAUGCUGAAGGAAUGGAAGAAGAAGGUUGAAGAAGAAGAGAUGAGCAAGGACGAAAAGUUGAAGCUGAUGCGGACGAUGGUAAAGAGCGACGAGAAGCUCAUGGCGAAUCGCUUCUUCAUGGACUCGAUCAAGGCGCUAUGA
Molecule: messenger RNA, 2733 nt
Organism: Cyphellophora attinorum
Lineage: Eukaryota; Fungi; Ascomycota; Eurotiomycetes; Chaetothyriales; Cyphellophoraceae
Product: DNA mismatch repair protein msh-2
Exons: 3
Coding region: 1-2733 (910 amino acids)
Biological process (GO): mitotic recombination; mismatch repair
Cellular component (GO): nucleus; MutSalpha complex
Molecular function (GO): ATP-dependent DNA damage sensor activity; mismatched DNA binding; ATP binding
Source: RefSeq, a predicted model, not a curated record